AGCAUUUGACCUCAACAAACAUGGCUGCUGCAUUUCCUCUGGAGGACUCGUCCCCUUAAGAAGGAUGGAGGCAGGGCAUUUCCUGGUCAGCCCUUUUGCCUUCAACAAAGAUGGUGCCUCCAGCCCCGGGCCGGGAGCGUGUGUAAUCCCCGGCUUUCCGGCUAUGGAUGCCAGAGACAAGCAGGUUCUGCGUUCCCUGCGGCUGGUGCUCUGCUCAGAGGUGCUGGUGGAGGGGCUCAUCAUUCACUACCUCUACCAGGAAGGCAUUCUAACAGAAAACCACCUUCAAGAAAUAAAGUCCCAAGCCACCAAUCACAGAAAAACCAUGAUGCUUCUAGAUAUCCUUCCUACCAGAGGACCCAAGGCCUUUCGGACGUUCUUAGAUUCCUUACAGGAGUUUCCAUGGGUGAGAGACCAAUUGGAGAAAAAGCGUAAGGAAAUUAUGGCAGAGGAUCCUGUAGGUGACGGGUUAACUGGAAUUCCACCAGACGUUUUGAAGAAAUCACCAACAGAUCAGCAGAUUAACAAACUUGCCAGGAGUCUGGGGCCUGAGUGGGAGCAUAUAGUACUGUCCCUGGGCUUGUCACAGAAUGACAUCUACAGAUGUAAAGUCAAUCACCCUCACAAUGUGCAGUCACAGAUUGUGGCUACAUUUGUCCUUUGGAGACAGCGUUUUGGAAUCAAAGCAACAAUCCAAAAUCUGCACACCAGUCUGAUGGCCGUAGAAGUGGAUCCUUCUGUGAUCCAGCAUAUGCUUGAGUGAAGUCUUGUUAUUGAUUGGUGGCUCUUGAGUUUUUUGCUAAAUGAAAUCAAUUGGAUUCACUGAAUCACU
Messenger RNA from Dermochelys coriacea (leatherback sea turtle), 832 nucleotides. RefSeq names its product CASP2 and RIPK1 domain containing adaptor with death domain (gene CRADD). The transcript is spliced from 3 exons. Lineage: Eukaryota; Metazoa; Chordata; Testudines; Dermochelyidae. The coding region runs from base 65 to 763 and encodes 232 amino acids. Gene Ontology annotation, molecular function: protease binding; death domain binding. Gene Ontology annotation, biological process: regulation of apoptotic process; signal transduction. The record is from RefSeq and is a predicted model, not a curated record.